Aspergillus clavatus NRRL 1 is the source of this 1125-nucleotide messenger RNA. RefSeq names its product bifunctional alcohol dehydrogenase/S-(hydroxymethyl)glutathione dehydrogenase. Gene Ontology annotation, biological process: formaldehyde catabolic process. Gene Ontology annotation, molecular function: S-(hydroxymethyl)glutathione dehydrogenase [NAD(P)+] activity; zinc ion binding. The record is from RefSeq and is a predicted model, not a curated record. The transcript has 5 exons. The coding region runs from base 1 to 1125 and encodes 374 amino acids. Lineage: Eukaryota; Fungi; Ascomycota; Eurotiomycetes; Eurotiales; Aspergillaceae. Gene Ontology annotation, cellular component: cytosol.
AUGGCCAGUACUGUCGGAAAGGCGGCCGUUGCUUGGGCUGCUGGCGAGCCUCUCUCCAUCGAGGACGUCGAGGUUGCGCCCCCCAAGGCCCACGAGGUCCGGAUUCAGGUCCUCCACACUGGUGUCUGCCAUACCGAUGCUUACACCCUGUCGGGUAAGGACCCCGAGGGUGCUUUCCCUGUCAUCCUCGGACACGAGGGUGCUGGUAUCGUUGAGUCGGUCGGAGAGGGUGUCACUUCGGUCAAGCCUGGCGAUUAUGUCAUUGCUCUUUAUACCCCCGAGUGCCGCGAGUGCAAGUUCUGCAAGUCCGGCAAGACGAACCUGUGCGGCAAGAUCCGUGCCACGCAGGGCAAGGGCGUGAUGCCGGAUGGAACCUCACGGUUCAAGGCCCGCGGCAAGGACCUGCUGCACUUCAUGGGCACCUCCACCUUCUCGCAAUACACCGUGGUCGCUGACAUUUCCGUCGUCGCGGUCACCCCCAAGAUCCCCACCGACCGGUCCUGCCUGCUGGGCUGCGGUAUCACCACCGGCUACGGUGCGGCCGUCGUCACCGCCAAGGUCGAGGAGGGCUCGAACGUGGCCAUCUUCGGCGCGGGCUGUGUCGGUCUGUCCGUCAUCCAGGGCUGCGUCAAGAACAAGGCGGGCAAGAUCAUUGCCGUGGACGUCAAUGACGCCAAGGAGGAGUGGGCGCGCAAGUUCGGCGCCACCGACUUCGUCAACCCCACCAAGCUCAACGGCAAGACCAUCCAGGAGCAGCUCAUCGAGAUGACCGAUGGCGGCUGCGACUACACCUUCGACUGCACGGGUAACGUCGGCGUCAUGCGCGCUGCCCUCGAGGCCUGCCACAAGGGCUGGGGUGAGAGCAUCGUCAUUGGUGUUGCUGCCGCUGGCCAGGAGAUCUCCACUCGCCCAUUCCAGCUGGUCACCGGCCGUGUGUGGAAGGGAUGCGCCUUCGGCGGUAUCAAGGGCCGCACUCAACUGCCCGACCUGGUCGACGAUUACCUCAACGGCAAGCUCAAGGUGGACGAGUUCAUCACCCACCGCGAGCCCCUGGACAAGAUCAACACUGCUUUCGAGCAGAUGAAGCAGGGCGACUGCAUCCGCUGCGUUGUCAACAUGUCGUAG